Molecule: messenger RNA, 6548 nt
Organism: Pelmatolapia mariae (spotted tilapia)
Lineage: Eukaryota; Metazoa; Chordata; Actinopteri; Cichliformes; Cichlidae
Gene: fhod1
Product: formin homology 2 domain containing 1
Exons: 26
Coding region: 50-4246 (1398 amino acids)
Biological process (GO): cortical actin cytoskeleton organization
Cellular component (GO): cytoskeleton; cytoplasm
Molecular function (GO): actin filament binding
Source: RefSeq, a predicted model, not a curated record
CCUUCGCCGACAGCUCGCACUUUUACAGCCGCAGUCGGGUCACGGGCGCAUGGCCAUGGCCUCCAUCGUCUGCCGGGUCCAGUACUUGGAGGACUCGGAUCCGUUUAUCUGCACAAACUUCCCCGAACCUCGGAGACCUCCGACGGUGAACCUGGAAGAGAACCUGCCGCUCAGCGAGCAGAUCGCCGGGAUCCACAAGCUGCUGGAGCCGCCGCUGAAGCUGGAAGACUGCACCCUCCAGCUGUCUCCCAGUGGAAACUAUCUGGACCUGGACUCUUCUCUGGCUGAGCAGCGAGACGAGCUGGAGAGCUUCUAUGAAGAUGUGGCGAAAGGAAGGAAGCCCAUCCUGAUUCUGAGGACUCAGCUCUCUGUUCGUGUUCACUCCAUCCUGGAGAAACUUUACAACUCCCAGGGUCCAGAACUCCGGCGGUCCCUCUUCUCUCUCAAACAGCUCUUCCAGGAUGAUAAAGACCUGGUUCCAGAGUUUGUGGCCUCUGACGGGCUGACGUGUUUUAUUAAAGUCGGGGCGGAGGCCGACCACAACUACCAGAACUACAUCCUGAGAGCUCUCAGUCAGAUCAUGCUGUUUGUGGACGGCAUGAACGGAGUGAUCAACCACAACGAGACGGUGCAGUGGCUGUACACGCUGACGGGAAGUUCGUCUCGCCUGGUGGUGAAAACUGCCCUGAAGCUGCUCAUCGUCUUCGUGGAGUACUCAGAGUCCAACAGUCCUCUGCUCAUCAGAGCCGUCAACACCGUGGCUGGACAGAGAGGUGUGAAGCCAUGGAGUUAUAUGAUGGAGGUCCUGGAGGAGAGGAACGGCGCCGACACGGAGCUGCUCGUGUUUGCCAUGACACUCAUCAACAAGACUCUGGCGGCGCUCCCGGACCAGGACUCGUUCUACGAUGUGACGGACAAGCUGGAGCUGCUGGGGAUGGAGGCCGUCAUCCGCAAACACAUGAACAACAAGGGGACGGAGCCAGACCUGCGGACGCAGUUCACCAUAUAUGAGAAUACUCUGAAGUACGAAGACGGUGAGGUGGAUGACUCCUCCCCCCUCCUACGUAAAGAGAGAAGAAAGUUGGCGACCGGCGAGCAGGACGGACCGAGGGGCCGCCGCCACUCGUCCAGUCAGAAUCUUCUCAACGCCCGCACCUCGCCCUCGUCUCCCUCCACCGCCCCAACCACUCCUACCCUCUUCUCGUCAUCUUCUGUCAACUCCUCAGUGUCACCAGCCGCCUUCCCCGCUGCUUCUCCCACAGUCUCCCCCGCUGCGUCUCCCACCGUCUCCCCGGUCAUCUCCUCCCCGAGCCCCACGUCAGGUCUUGGCAGCAGGGCCUCGUCCCCGCUGGCCUCCGAGCACAGCAGCUCUGCCUCCAGUCCGUCCGGAUCCCGGAGAGAAUCUCCACUGCCUCCCCACACGUCCCCCAACGGCACCGUGGACACGGAGCAGGGAACAAAAACGCCGCCAAGCCCGAGUCGCUCUUUCCUCAGCCACCACAUGUCGUCUCUGGGUCUAAGCAGGAAGUCCAGGUUCUUCUCCAAAACCAGCUCCAUCUCUGAGGAGCAUCGGGCCGACGGCAGUCCAUCCUCGCCAGAUCUCUCUCUGCGCGAGAAUUCCCAGUCGAAUCUGCAGCAGCCCGACAACAAGACGGACCCCAAAACUAAAGCGAAAGGCACCUUCCUGCGCAACCUGGCUGCCCAACAGUGGCAGAGGAAGCGAAGGACUAAAGACUUGAGCGAGAUUAAGUUGCCCUCACUUGAUGAUGCUGUGACUCCAACUUUGGAGGGGACAGCGGACGAGGGCGCAGCCGAAGUGCCGUCACGUCACGACUCAACAUCAAGCAGUUUGGAAACAAACGGACAUUCAGAUUCCCAGGAUGACCCAGCAGCGUCUGUGCAGCGACAGGGCAGCACGUUAUCCAACGACACAAAGUUCAUGCUCGACAUGCUCUACUCAAAGACGGGACCCAUGAGCCCCUCUGCACCUGCAGACACCAACGAAGAAGAGGGGAGCUUCGUGCCUGCAGGUGACGAUGUGGCUGCUCGAGGUCGUGUGACUGAGCGUCUGUCCAGCUUCAAAGCGCUCUCGGCAGAGUCCUCCACCUCCAACGAGAGCAGCGCCUCCCGCAGAGCAGAGUUGGAGAGUCUGGAAGGCUCGACGCAGGCGGCACGAGCCCGACUGGCUGAAGAACAGAAGCGUUACAUCCGGCAGCAGAGCAGCAUCGACGCCGAGGCGCACGCCGGCAGUCUGGACACCACCCAGAUGACCCCGCUAGGCCCCGGCAGCUCCAACGACGCCUGGGACCAGCUGCAGCCGAGCGCCGCCGCCCUACGCAUCAAGGACCUGGACUUCUCUGACCUGCUGGACGAGGAGGACAUCGACGUCCUGGACAUAGACACCUUCGACAGCUCCGCUUCAUCCUUCACCCUCUCUGGAAUCCCUCCCCCUCCUCCUCCCCCUCCUGGCAUGCCGGGGGCUCCUCCCCCUCCUCCUCCACCUCCUCCACCGGGAGGUCUUGCACCCCCUCCUCCUCCACCUCCUCCACCAGGAGGCCUCGCACCCCCUCCUCCUCCACCUCCACCAGGUGUCCCCCCUCCUCCUCCUUCUCUUGAGGCCUCUCAGAAGAAGAAGAAGACGGUGAAGCUGUUCUGGAAGGAGCUGAAGCAGGCAGACGGACCGAAGAAGUGUCGCUUCGGUCGGGGGACGGUGUGGGCGUCUCUGGAUAAGGUGGCGGUGGACACCGCCCGCCUCGAGCAUCUGUUUGAGUCCAAAGGCAAGGAGCUCCCUGUAGCCAAGAAAGGACCGGAGACCAAGAAGACUGAGAUUCUGGUUCUGGACUCAAAGAGGAGUAACGCCAUCAACAUCGGUAUGACCGUCCUGCCGGCGAUCCACGUCAUCAAGUCGGCCAUCCUCAGCUUCGACGAGUUCGCCAUUAGCAAAGAGGGCAUCGAGAAGAUCCUGACCAUGACCCCCACAGAGGAGGAGAAGCAGAAGAUCCAGGAGGCUCAGCUCGCCAAUCCCGACCUCCCUCUGGGCACAGCAGAGCAGUUCCUGCUCACCCUGGCCUCCAUCAACGGCCUGACCCCCCGCCUUCAGCUCUGGGCCUUCAAACUGAACUACGAGGCUCUGGAGAAAGAGAUAGCCGAACCGCUGUUUGACCUGAAGCUCGGCAUGGAGCAGCUCGCCUCCAAUCAGACCUUCAGGAGAAUCCUGGCGACGCUGCUCGCCAUCGGAAACUUCCUCAACAGCUCCAACGCUAAAGGCUUUGAGCUGAGUUACCUGGAGAAAGUGGUGGAGGUGAAGGACACGGUUCACCGUCAGUCUCUGCUGCAUCACACCUGUAACCUGGUGGUGGAAAAUUACCCAGAAUCCUCUGACGUCUACUCUGAGAUCCCCGCCAUCACCCGCUCGGCCAAAGUGGACUUUGAGCUGCUGUCAGAGAACCUGGUCCAGCUUGAGAGACGCUGCAAAGCAUCAUGGGACAACCUGAAGGUGGUGGCCAAACAUGAAACCAAAGCGGCGCUGAAGAACAAACUAACGGACUUCCUGAAGGACUGCACGCAGAGGAUCAUCAUCCUGAAGGUCGUCCACAGGAGAGUCAUCAACAGGUUCCACUCCUUCCUGCUGUUCCUGGGUCAGCCGUCGUCUUCGGUCAGAGACAUCAAGGUGACAAAUUUCUGUCGGAUCAUCGGCGAGUUCGCUCUGGAAUAUCGCACCACCAGAGAGCGAGUGCUCACCAUCAAACGGAAACGCGCAGUUCACCGAGAGCGCACCAAGACCCGAGGAAAGAUGAUCACCGAGACGGAGAAGUUUUCAGGGGCGGUGCCACGUCCGGACAGCCCGUCCCCCGUUUCUAUGGCAGCAGAGGCAGACCAAGAUCAGGAGGAGGAGCAUGAGAACAUGAAGAACCUGCUGGUCAGUCACAGCAGCACCCUGAACUGUGAUCAGAGAGGCCUGAGGCGCUCCCGAGCCGUCCGCAGUCUCGGCAGGGUGGAGCCGCCCAAGAUGUCUGUAGCCAAAGAAGACGGGACGAGCUCCCAGGACGACGCCACAGAUGAGAUCAUGGACCGACUCGUCAAGUCUGUUACCCAGAAUCCUUCCGGCAGAUCGUCCAGCCCCAAGAACCGCAAGCGGUCCCGACUGAAUAGGAAGUCACUGAGGAGGACUCUGAAGAGCGGCCUCGGUGUGGAUGUGGUUCAGGCUCUGGGACUCAACAACAAGACGGCAGGAGACAGAGUCUGAGCUGCGACUGCAGCUGAUCGAUAAAUCGGCGAACUAUUGAUUACAGAGACUGAACCCAGACCAGCUGAGCGGCUCCAGCAGACGUCGGGAGACGUGCGCUCUGCAUUUGGAGACUCUUCCACCGGCACAUCUGCCGCAGCUGUUCAGACACUUUGAUGUAGAAAUAGUUGUGAGAAGAAUUUUUUUCACGUGACAGAUUUUUACUGGUUUCCUGCAGCUUUGAAACAUUCACGAUGCUCACGAGGAAAUCUGGAUGCAGAGCUGCGGUCUUACUGAGAAAUGAGUUUAAGGUGGAUUCGUUGUCAGGUGUCCGUCCAGAACUGAAAGUGUGAGAGUCGGAUAAAUGAAAUGAGAGCAGAAGCGCAGCAAAGCCUUCGACCUCUCGAACUGCUCCCAUGUUUGUUUUUGGAGUUUUAACUUGAAUCACUGCUGACUCUGAAGCGUCACUGUCUGUGUGUCUCUUCCUGUCUGACUCUCGGCUCGAGCUCAUCGAGAUCUCAAAACAGAGUUUCUGGGUUUCGAACACGUGGCACGCUCGGGCACGCCACCCCGGCUGUUUAGAAGGCCGGGGGUUUGGUGUUUUGAAAGUUGUUUCUGGGUUUUUUGGUGAUUAGUUUAAAUUUAAACUUUUGGUAUUUUGUUACAUUUUCACUGACUUUAAGAUAACUUUGGGAAGUUUCCCCAGUUUAUAGAGUCUGUGUGUUUGCUUUAAGUCGAGCAUGGCCUCUCCGACACACGUCGCGUGUACCUGCUCAUUUUUGUUGUUCGGUCUUCUGCGUUACCGCCACCUGCUGGACUGGAGUGUUACCAUAAUCUUUAGAGCGCAUGUAAACAGACGAUCAGCGAUGUGAAGGAACCUCCUUAAAUUAUAAACUGGGAAUAAAAUUUCACAGCUGUUCUUAAUAUGAACUUUUCCUAAAUUUAGGUGUAAAAAGUAUAUAAUAAGGGAGCCACAACAGUGUGUGGUUUCUGAGCACGUCUGCAAAGGUGGAUGCAGAUUUAAUGCCAGUGAGAACAGUGAGAUGACGCGCUCGAGUCUGAACAUGACAUCAUGAGUGAAACUGGCAUGGGAGCAGUCUGAGUUUGUUUUACUGGCCACGUAUCCAAACGCCCGUCCUCAAAAAUGAAAUCGAGGGAAAUAAGUCAUCCGGCACAUAAAACAUUUUUAAUUGGUGGGCUUUACUGCUGCUGUCAGGUGAUCCAGGCUCCAGUUCUCUGCAUUUCCAGUUUUUAUGGUAAGCUAAGCUUUAUUUUUACUGUGCUGUCGUAUUUCACAGGAUGGACUCUUCUGUUAAAGGUUCGUCACACUGGAUGGCCUCAAAUUCUUUAUUUCACAGCCAAAAACUGUCAGCGCAGGAUCAGGAAGAGUCUGAGAGUUCAGCAGAAACGGCUGCGAGUUUCCUCCCUCAGAGGGUAAACUUUAAAAUUCAAUAGAAACGACAGGCUGGUGAAUAUAUUUAACUUAUUGAAGUGUGUGAAAUAUCCUCACGUUUAGCUCAUUAACUGGUCUGUUUUAACUUUAAAUCCAGAGACUGUGAGACUUUAGAAAAUAUAAUAAAAUUACAAUUUUAAACCUGUUUUCCUAUGUAAAUGAAAGUGCGUUUGAUGGAUUUGGAGGCAAAUGUACUUCAUAGAAAGCUCAGCUGACAUAAUUAUCAAACAGCAGGGUCCAUUUAGUGGCUGUUCUGAGGAUUAUCUGAGGAAUACGUUGCAAAUAAAAGGUCAGAUUCUUGUUAGAUUUAAAAUUUGUCAUCCUGAAGCUGAAUUGCACUCCGACCUGCACAGAGUUGGAGAGUUUGCUGUUGCAGCGUCACAAACAGCACAAAGGUGGUCUGUUUAAAAACUUGACAGUUGUAUAGCUUUAUUUAAAUUCAAGGUGAACGUGGGCUCAUCAGGUCAAAACACAUGGCACGGACUGGAAGGCGUGGUCUUCAAACCGAUUAAUGCUCAGUUUGGAAACUUUUAAUCACACAUGUUAAAAAAAAACUUGGAUUAAAACCUAAAAUCACUUACGUGGUACAAACAUCUGCGCGUGUGUGUGUGAGAGAGGGGGGGAGGGAGUGAUUACAGGACUAACAGUGUGCGUUCGGUCUUGGUGUUUUUUGCACUCUGAGGUGUUUUUGUGGUUGUUUCUUUCUGCGGCUGACUUCAGGUCAGUUUGUGUGAAAAGCUUCUUCACAUUUUUUUUUUUUUUUUUUUUCACAAACUGAUGACGACUUUGUUUUAACUUAAAGAGCAAGACGAACAUUUUAUAAAAAUAUUAAAUGGAUGGUUGAAUGUGUCGCUGGUAUAAUUAAUAAAG